Molecule: messenger RNA, 678 nt
Organism: Puccinia triticina
Lineage: Eukaryota; Fungi; Basidiomycota; Pucciniomycetes; Pucciniales; Pucciniaceae
Exons: 3
Coding region: 1-678 (225 amino acids)
Source: RefSeq, a predicted model, not a curated record
AUGUCAAACUCAACCCAGCCCUCGAUACUCUGUCCACUCCCAAGGCGAACUCACUCCAAUCCGAUCUACAAUACCACCAAGCCAUCCAUCCCGCCGAGGAACAACCAGAAGAAACUCGGCCAAGAGCUCGCUUCCUCAGAUGAUGUGUUCGUACCCCAGCCCUCAAUCCAAACCAUGAACAAAUCCACUCUGACUCACCCAAACCACACACACACCAACACAGCUUGUCCGAAUUUCUCUCGCUCUUCACCCCUCCCUCGGAACCGAAUCGGCAAUCGAUCCUCAUCUACAACAACCAUCUCGAUUCCUCAAUCCAACCCCAGGAUCAGUCCAACCACUCCACCCACCGCUCAACCUAAUCACCCCCAACCUACCGACCAUCCCGAGCACAGCCAGCCUCAGUUCGGCUUGGCCGUCGCCCCUAAUCAUCUCAGCUCGAUUGUCUCCUCCCCUAUCUCGAGAUGUCAUAACCCCCUUCCCCGCCAUGCUGAAUUGGAUGCUUUGGCCUGCCGUCUAGCCAAGCCAUUCAAAUCAUUCGCACUCGAUCAGGAUCAUCUCCCCUCGAAUGGCGAAGACGAGGAACGAGCCAUGGAGCAGACUCAAUCCGAUCAUCCCUUGUCUGCUUUGAUGCCUGCUUUGACUUUGGAACAUUCUGUCUCUUCGCUCAAUGAUCCGUAA